This is a messenger RNA of Girardinichthys multiradiatus, 1806 nucleotides long. Its product is annotated as bone morphogenetic protein receptor type-2-like. The record is from RefSeq and is a predicted model, not a curated record. Gene Ontology annotation, molecular function: transforming growth factor beta receptor activity; ATP binding. NCBI's taxonomy places the organism in Eukaryota, Metazoa, Chordata, Actinopteri, Cyprinodontiformes, Goodeidae. The transcript is spliced from 13 exons. The coding region runs from base 92 to 1612 and encodes 506 amino acids. Gene Ontology annotation, cellular component: signaling receptor complex; plasma membrane. Gene Ontology annotation, biological process: BMP signaling pathway; protein phosphorylation; cellular response to growth factor stimulus.
GGAGUGAUGCAGGCAAACGUGGGAAACUCCUCUGACAUUCCCAGAAAGGAUACUUCCAGGAUCCCUGGUUCCAGUCUGAUUCUCAUCCAACAUGAAGCAGUGGCUGUCGGUUGUGGCUUUGGAAUCUCUCUUUAUGCACAUAUGUCACCAGUCCUUACUCCAGAAGAGACGCUGUUUUUUUAACGUGACAAACUCAAAUAACAGUGGAUACUAUUCUGCUGGUAAUGUGAGUGGCUCCGUGCAGCUCUGUGAAAACACCGACUGCUGUUUGGCCAUUUAUAAAAUCAAAAAUGGCACGCAGCAGGUCGACACUCUUGCAUGCAACAGGGUAAUUAUGUCUUGCCCGGAGGCAACCUGCAAGCCGCAACCACGCAUCAAAAAUAGCUUUAUUAUAUGUACUUGCGGAACAGACCUGUGCAACAUAAACAAAUCAUGGAGUCCAGAACAACCUGCAGAAACCCACUUUUAUACAGCAGUUGAAAUCACAAAAACAGUGUUGGUGUUGGUGGUGUUGGUGGUGAUUCUGUUCUCUACUGUUUUCAUCGUCAUUGCUUCCAAGUGGAGAAGACUCUGCAAGAAAAAAAGAAAAUUCAGGAGCUUUGCACAUCCCAAAAUGGACAUCCAAGUUGCAGAGGAGCAUCUUCUGUCUUCCUGUCAAGACUAUAAGGUCCAACAACUAUGUUCCUGUCAAAGAAAAGCUUCAGAGAACCAGAUUACUGACAUUGAACUACAGGGGGUUCUGGGACAGGGUCAGUUUGCUACUGUUUACCAAGGGAAGCACAGGAGAUCUAUGGUGGCUGUGAAAGUGUACCCUGCAAAGUGGAAGCAUCAUUUUAUUAAGGAAAAGGAGGUGUACGAGCUUCCACUGAUGAAGCAUGAGGGGACGGCCCAGUUCUUAGGCACAGGGAGGAAACCAGACGAUGGAAGCCUGCUCAUUGUGCUUCAGUACGCUGAAUAUGGUUCUCUUCAUUGUUUUUUGUGUAAACAUACCAGCAGCUGGAUGCUGUCCAUGAAGCUAUGCCAGAGCUUAUCGGAGGGACUUUCCUAUCUUCACUCUGACCUCCACGGCAAUGACAUGCACAAACCUCCUGUUGCUCACAGAGACCUCAGCAGCUCUAAUGUACUGGUGAGAGCCGAUGGGACCUGUGUCCUGUGUGAUUUUGGAUCCUCUACUAUCCUGCGUUCCUGUUUAGGACAUCGCUUCUGGCAGGACCACUCCACAAACAUGGAGUAUUGCACGCUCAACUACAUGUCCCCUGAGAUCCUGGAGGGCUCUGUGAAUCUCAGCAGCAGCUCAUUUCUCCUGCAAGGAGACAUCUAUGCCUUGGGUCUGAUUUUAUGGGAGAUAUGGAUGCGAUGCUCUGAUUUAUUUCCAGGUGCCGCUGUCCCACAGCAUUUCCUGCCUUAUCAACUGGAGCUGGAGGCCAAUGUAACAAUGGAGAGGCUCAUCCUUUAUGUGUCUGAGAUGGACAGAAGACCCUCCAUACCUGAAAACUGGGACAUGUUACCACAGGGACUUGUGCUGAAGGAGCUGCUGAUAGGCUGCUGGGACCGCGACACAGAUGCUCGACUGACCGCUCCAUGUGUGGUAGACAGAUUAAUCUCUAUGUAGCCUUCUUAACAUUAUGGUUUUUGGUCUUUUUUUUCAGUUGACACAUUUAAGUAAACACAGUAAUACUAAUAGUGUUCUUUUUGCUUCACCACUGUGUGUUGAAUCUGUUUAUUUUUAACAGACUGGAUAGGCGCAUACUAAGAAUUCACAUGUAAUCUGCUUGUAGACUUUCAAUUAAAGACUGUUUGAUGAUG